Molecule: messenger RNA, 2638 nt
Organism: Cutaneotrichosporon oleaginosum
Lineage: Eukaryota; Fungi; Basidiomycota; Tremellomycetes; Trichosporonales; Trichosporonaceae
Molecular function (GO): protein binding
Source: RefSeq, a predicted model, not a curated record
UCACUCCCCCCGAGCUCAUGCUCGUUCCUAUUGCUUUCGUUGUUGUCGUUACCGUUAUGUUUGCGCUGAGGCGGAGAGAAACUCCAGAAGAUACGCCAGAAGGGGGUCCAUGUCUUAUUCUCGAGCUACCCAGCGAGAUUCUCGAGCGCGUCCUCGCCAACCUCGACCUGGACGGCCUGGUGGCCGCAUCGCAGACAUGUUGCGCCUUGCGAGAAGUUGCCAAAGCACCCCGCCUAGCGUACCGCGCAGCCCUCGCUGCCCGAGGCUACCUCGACGUACCAAACAGGCCUGCCCCGCCACCGUGGCCGCUGGAGGGCGCGAGCAUCGAGACAUCGCCUUACUCGGAUGCGAGGCGCGCGACGAUCCCUUCGGUCGAGUUAGCCGCGUGGGAGGAGGAUGCGCCCCCACGAAGAGAUGUCAGCGCCCUCUCCGCAGCAGAGAAGCUUCGACUCCUCGCCGAGCGCGAGCAGAGAUUCGACAAGCUCAUGCCCGCCGAAGUGCGCGAGUUUUCUGUUUCUGGCCCCGCAGGCGUCUACGAGCUUCAGGACGGCAUUUUCCUGCUUUGCCAAGAGAGAUCCAUAUCACACAGUGUCAGACCCACGAAGAUCCGUCUCAUCCCGCUUGCCUCCUCCGUCGACCCCGAUAUUGGCUCCCCCAUCAUCCCGUGCAAGGAAGUCGACGUGGGCUUCCCCAUCGCCGACUUGACCAUGGACCCUUCGCAGGACCUUAUCGUGGUGAGCGAGCACUCACCGCCGAGAGCGAGUGGCCACGCACCGAUCCACCGCUUCCACCUCUUAUCCCUGAGCACGGGCGAACCGCAUCCACUCGCCAAGUUUCCCACCCUAGACGCACCGCCGUGGGUCCACGGGGAAAUGAGCCACGUCAGCCAGCAGCUUCUCCAAGUCAUGGACAGCACCCUCGUUGUCCUAAUCGCUGUGCAGGACGAGCUGACGGCCGUGCGCGCGGCGUACGAGGAGGAGCUGUUUGCCUGGAACUGGAAGACCGGCGUUGUCCUGGGCCGCAGAUCCCUCGGCGAGACGCUUGCGCGCACCAGCAUGGCCCUCCUUACGCCGACGACCGUCGCUCUCACAAUGCCAGCGGUCAUUGGGCCUACGCUUCGAGAGAUGUUCGGCGGCGUCCCAGGCUUCAUGGACAACCAGAAUCCUGUCUUCAUUCACCCCCCUAGCAUUGACAUCUUCUCCUUCGCGCAUGACCCCUCAAAACCAGCACCGACCAGCACCGCACCCUUGGAGCGAUCUGAGUCGGACUCGACCUCGCCGCGCUUUGUGCUCGUCGUGCGUCUUCUCCUCCCGCCUAUGCGCGCCGGAUCGAUGGUGUCGCAGAUGCAUAUGCGGCCAGACCCAGCGUUCCCACCUGUGCCAAGUCAACAGGCAACGUUGGGUGUCAGGCCUUUUACACAAGAUCCGCGCCGAGGCGUCAUCGUCAUUGAGUUGGCAAUGGAUGACGACCACCUCGUGAUGCCAAUGCGCAUGCGGUCUGAGUGCUACGAGAUGUUCAUCCUUCGCGAGACGUUGAUACAAAUGGCGGAGGAAGGGGAAGAACGGCUGCACGACAUUUGGCAUCGGAAUGCGGUAAAGCGCGCGGAGCGCCGCAACGCGUCUUCACCCGCUUCAAGUUCGGGCUCGAGCACCCCAGGCGAUCCGGACAUGAUCCGAUCCAGAAGUAGGUCGCCGCCGAGGUCCCGGAACGGCUCGCCGGCAUCGCCAGCAAGCGCCAGCGGUCACGCGGACGACAGGCAACGAACUUACUCGGCCAAGCCACGGCGGAAGCACCACGCUGAUUCACCUACACGCACAUUCGAAUGGGACGAGUGGGGUGAGCACUCGACGCGUGUCAUGCCUCCGCCACAGCUCAUGCGGCGGCUCUGGGUUUGCUCGUGCUCUGGCUACCGGUACGCGAGCCUGGUGCGGCGGCCCGCGAGCAGCCAUGGCUUUUCGACCGAGCUGUGUGUGCACGACUUCAAUCCGCACUGGUGGGCCGGCAAACGCAUGAAGCCGUCAACUGGGGUGCAAUUUGUGGGCGCACCAGAGACGCACCCGGCGAAGGACGCUGCCGGCAAUCAAGCGUUACCAAGCGUAGGGGGUUCUCCUGCGCCUACGGUAAUCAAGAGCGAUGCUUGGGAAGUCGACAUUGUCACUCGCCUUCCCUACCGCACCGUGUUGCGACGGCUGGACCAUAACCCAAUGGGAGUCAUGAUCGACGACCAACGUAUCAUGCUCGUCAAUCAUCAAGUGCAAGAACAUAACUGGCUCGGCAUGGUACAGCACAUCCAGACAUGGUGCAUGUAGCAUAGGUGUGAGACGUACGACCCUGUCGAAGGUGCGAUUCCCAUGCAGGGAUCUCACUUGUCUGAAAUCAUGAGCUGGGACGAGUAUCAUGCUGCAUAUUAUCAUGCCACAUACAACCGCUACGGAACAACACUUCCUGGUCACAGAUACCAGGUUCACAUCCUACUCACAAGCACACCCCUCCAGGCGCGCGGCCAGGCGAGCGUUGUCCUCUUGUGCAGCGGCUAGCGCAACCUCGUGCUCGCCUAGCAAGUCUUCGAGCGCGGCGCACUUCUCCCGCAGCUCCUCGACUAGUGCACGCUGCUCGUCGAGGUCGGCACGCAUCUGCU